Molecule: messenger RNA, 2503 nt
Organism: Gossypium arboreum
Lineage: Eukaryota; Viridiplantae; Streptophyta; Magnoliopsida; Malvales; Malvaceae
Product: LEAF RUST 10 DISEASE-RESISTANCE LOCUS RECEPTOR-LIKE PROTEIN KINASE-like 1.2
Exons: 4
Coding region: 70-2289 (739 amino acids)
Biological process (GO): protein phosphorylation
Molecular function (GO): protein kinase activity; ATP binding; polysaccharide binding
Source: RefSeq, a predicted model, not a curated record
UUCUGUGCCAAAAACCUGAACGAGAUUUUUGGAGUGAAGAUGAUUUGUCCAUGAAAAAUAAGCCACUAAAUGGCAUUACGUCUAUCACCCGUCACUUCGCAUUCAACCACAUGUGAAGUAUCUUUCCACAAGUCAAGGUCAGCACCCUUGUAUCUCUUGGAGAUUUCUAACACCUCUCCUUCCUCUUUUGUUAAAUUUCCAACCCAACCCCAUUUUUUGUCUCCCCAAUUCUUCCCUUUCUAUCUCACCUUCUCAUUCUGUUUUAUAUGUAUAUAUAAACCCUUUUUCACUUUAAACAAACUAUUCACUCAAUGUUCCAUGGAUGCCUUCUUCCUUUCACCAUCUUCCUUCUCCAUCUUAUUCCUUUUAACUAUUUUCCAACUGUCUUACGCCCUAGAUGAUUUCCACUUUACUUCAUGCGCUCCAUUUGAUUGUGGAAACCUUUCUAAUAUUUCAUAUCCUUUCUGGACCGAUCAAUAUAAUCGACCUUCAUAUUGCGGUUACGGUAAUGAAGGGUAUAAGCUGAAGUGCAGGCAGAAUCAACCCCCUGUUAUGACGCUCAGUUCCCAAGAAUUCUAUGUGCUGCAUCUUAAUCGGUCUCAUGGUUUGUUGACAAUCAAACGAUUGGAAUUAAACAACACUUGUCCUCAGCCGAUUUUGAUAAACAAUGCUUUUAAUUAUACUGAAACUGCUGAAAACAUUACUCUGUUCUACGACUGCCGAAGCAGGGGAGGUCCGAAUCAUCGUUUCAGUUGCAGAAAGGGUGGAAAAGAAACUUCCCUCAUGUUCUUUAAGGAGGAUGAAAAUGAAUGUAUUGGAUACAGUGAAGAAGUUGAAAUUCCUAUUGGGAAAAAGGCCUUUGAUUAUCUGAUUGGGGGAAUCAGCACCGUGAAUGAAAGUUUACUCGAACCCUUUGAUAUUAAAUACUUCGCAUACGAUGAUUAUUGCAAAAAAUGCAAGGAUUCUGGCGGAAGAUGUGGAUACAAACAAAAUGAAACCUCUACAUUUGCCUGCUAUUGCCGUGAUCAUCCUCAUACAACUAAAUGUUACCAAGACCGGAGUGGUUUUAACUUGGCAACAAAGCUUGCAAUCGGUUUUGGAGCGGCUGCGGGAGGCAUAAUAAUUUCGGCCAUCGCUUUCUAUUUCUGGUUGCGCCAUCGCCGUGGAAAGGAGUUCUUUAAAUCAUCUUAUCCAUGGAGCAAAAGCUUUUCCGAUCGUUCUUUCAUGAUGGAUCCUGAGAAGGUCAAAAGCUUGGCUGGUGUCCAUCUCUUCACCUAUAAAGAACUUGGAGAAGCUACCAACAACUUUGAUUCCAAUAAGGAACUUGGUGAUGGAGGCUUUGGAGCCGUAUAUUAUGGCAAACUUCGAGAUGGACGUGCUGUUGCGAUUAAACGUUUAUAUGAAAACAACUACAAGAGAGUUGAGCAAUUCAUGAAUGAAGUUUGGAUCCUAACCAAAUUGCAUCACAGAAAUCUCGUAUCGCUUUACGGAUGCACCUCUCGUCACAGUAGGGAACUGUUGCUGGUAUAUGAAUAUGUUUCUAAUGGCACUGUUGCUGAUCACCUUCAUGGACAACGUGCUAAACCGGGUGCACUCUCUUGGUCCAUUCGCUUAGAUAUAGCCAUAGAGACUGCAGACGCGCUGAGCUAUCUCCAUGCUUCUCAAACCAUCCACCGUGAUGUGAAAACCAACAAUAUCCUCCUCGACAACAAUUUCACUGUUAAAGUUGCUGAUUUCGGACUGUCUCGUCUUUUUCCAACUGAUGUUACCCAUGUUUCCACUGCUCCACAAGGGACUCCCGGUUAUGUCGAUCCCGAAUAUCACCAAUGCUACCAGCUUACCGAGAAGAGUGAUGUGUUUAGCUUUGGGGUUGUACUCGUUGAGCUAAUAUCAUCAAAACCAGCCGUUGACAUCACGAGGCACAGACACGAGAUCAAUUUGUCGAACAUGGCUAUCAAUAAGAUUCAAAACCGAGCAUUACAUGAGCUAGUGGAUCCAUCUCUCGGGUUCGAAUCGGACUACAAGGUUAGGAAAAUGAUAACGGGUGUAGCAGAGGUGGCAUUCCAGUGCCUGCAAAACGAGAAAGAGAUGAGACCAACAAUGGCACAAGUGUUGGAGGCCCUAAAGGGUAUACAAAAUGAGGAUUACAAUAAAGCAAAGGCAGAAGAGAUGGAUAUUUCAGCAGAUGAUGUUGGGUUGUUGAAGAGUAGACCAUUGCCACAUUCUCCAGAUUCUGUGAUGAUAAAAUGGCAUAGCUCCUCUACAAUACAGUCAAAUAGUACGAGUUAACUUAAAUUUCACUAAAUUUCGAGGCAUAUAGUAAAGGAAACACUGUCAACCCGUACUAUAAUUUUUCUUUCCAUUUGUGCUUCACCUUGAGUGGUAAAUGGGAUGUAAAUAUUACAUAGGAUAAGCGGUGUAUGAAAAACGUCAGCUUUGGCAUUCAAAUUUUCAGCUGAUUCCAGCUUUUUGAUUAACAAGUUGCAUAAAUUAAAUAAACAAA